AACAACAACUAAAUUGAUUGUGAUGGGCCAUUUUUCAAAAGCAACAUACCCUACAAGCGUUCUUAAUCCAAAAUAUAACAGUAUCUUCUUACAAGAAGAGGAUUAAUGAAGACAUUAAGAUCAACAACUAUUAUAAUGCUAGAACACAUAUAUAGUUUCUUACUAAUGCCCAAGGCUCAAGAAAUGAUUUAGAGUGACUAUAUUAUAUCACCUUAAUAGAACAGAUAAUAAAUGCUUUGUAGUAAACGUGGAGAUGAAACUGAUUUUCCAUAAGAUAAGCAAGAGUUAUGAAAGUUCUUUGAAAUAAAUUAUGCGAAAUGUAACAGUGGUGGUAAUAAAAAAAAUUGAGGAAAAAUGUAAAUCUGUUAGUUUUUUUUAACACAAAAAUCUGUUAGUUUUAGAUUCAAGUUCUGCCAGAAAUAAUUGUUACUUGUUUGACCAGACGAAGAUAAAGCCACAUUUUACAUUAUAAAUGUUUGGAACCGAACUAAUCACUGGUACUAUCUCCGUUAAGGGAUUAGUUGGGUUUCGGCCAAAUACCUUUUAGACUAAGCAAAAAAAAAAUGUAAUGGUAGACUUAGUUAUCGUAGGUAUAUAUUUAAAUACACUCUGUUCGUUCUUUUUUUCUUCUCUUUGCUAACUCUCUGGUUAGUGUGUUUUGACGUCUCUUUUAUUUAUUUUUGACGUGAUAACAUGGAUUAAGGAGCAUUGGAAGUUAGAUGUAACUUAUACUGUUUCUUAUGAUGAAAAUAUAUACAAACAUGUACCCACAUUAUUAUAAUUUUCAAUGUUUUUUUGUAAAAUACGUGUGUUUUUUUUAGCAAAAAAAAAACGCGUGUUUUCCUGGCAUUUUUGUUUCAGGUUGAAUUUAGCUAGAUAUACGAAGAAUGAAACCCCAUAUACAUAUUUUUAAAAAAAAUAUUUCGAUUAAUUUAUAUAAUAUCUUUUUCUGUAGGUCCCAUAAUUAUAAUAAUUCAAUUUAAUUUGCCUUAAAAAAAUAUAUUUUGUAUCUCCCAUUUAUUAUUGCGCGCACUCGUCGCAGAAACAGAGAUUCCUAGCUGUCUAAACUGAAAAAUAAGAUCGCAUUAACUCAAAAGCUCUCACACAAAGACAAAGAUCUUCUUCUCUCUCUCUCUCUCUCGGCUGAAAGGUAGUAACAAUGGAGAACCCUCCAGAUCAAACAGAGUCAAAGGAGAUGAUGCUUCAACCCAGAAUCACAAGACCAAAGGGUGGACUUCUCACUAUGCCCUUCAUCAUUGCAAACGAGGGGUUCGAGAAAGUGGCGAGCUAUGGAUUGUUACAGAACAUGAUUCUUUAUCUGAUGAGUGAUUACGGAUUAGGACUUGUGAAAGGACAAAACGUGUUGUUCAUGUGGGUCGCUGCUACUAACUUCAUGCCUCUCGUUGGAGCUUUUCUCUCAGAUUCUUAUUUGGGUCGCUUUCUCACCAUCUCCAUUGCCUCUCUCUCCAGUUUCCUGGGGAUGAUGGUUCUAUGGCUAACGGCGAUGUUACCACAAGUGAAGCCAUCACCGUGUGUAGCAUCUACCGUAACCAAGUGCAGUUCUACGGAAGCGACAUCUUCUCAGUUGGCUCUUUUGUAUUUCGCGUUUGCACUUAUAUCGAUUGGAUCUGGUGGAAUCAGGCCGUGUUCUCUAGCCUUUGGUGCUGAUCAAUUAGACAACAAAGAGAAUCCCAAGAACGAGAGGGUUCUUGAGAGUUUCUUUGGUUGGUACUACGCUUCUUCAUCGGUUGCUGUCUUGAUCGCUUUCACUGUCAUUGUUUACAUUCAAGAUCACUUGGGAUGGCGAAUAGGGUUUGGAGUCCCAGCGAUUCUCAUGCUACUGGCGAGUAUCGUGUUUGUUUUCGCGUCUCCUCUCUAUGUUAAACGCAAAGCGACCAAGAGUCUGUUCACUGGUUUAGCUCAAGUGGCUGUUGCUGCUUACGUGAACAGGAACUUAGUAUUACCGGUUCAUAAUGACUCUUAUGGCUGUUAUUACCACCUGAACGAUUCUGAACUUAAAGCUCCAAGUGACAAAUUGAGGUUUCUGAAUAAAGCUUGUGUCAUAAGAAACCGUGAGGAAGACAUUGGUGCUGAUGGUUUGGCCUUAAACCCAUGGAGGCUCUGUACAACGGACCAAGUUGAGGAACUCAAGGCUUUGGUCAAGGUGAUACCGGUAUGGUCCACGGGGAUAAUGAUGUCUAUAAACGUGAGCCAGAACUCGUUUCAGUUGCUUCAAGCUAACUCAAUGGAUAGACGUUUGAGCGACCAUUCAACCUUCAAAAUCCCACCUGGAUCUUUUGGCAUGUUCACAAUCAUAGCCCUAAUAGCAUGGGUGGUUCUCUACGACCGUGCAAUCCUCCCAUUAGCUUCCAAGAUCCGAGGCAAACCGGUUAGAAUCAAUGUCAAGAUCAGAAUGGGGUUAGGUCUAUUCAUAUCCUUCCUAGCAAUGGCGGUUUCCGCAACUGUCGAGCAUUACAGAAGAAGAACCGCAAUAAGCCAAGGACUUGCAAACAACGCAACCGCGACAGUGAACAUCUCAGCGAUGUGGCUCGUACCGCAGUAUGGGCUUCACGGUUUGGCAGAGGCCUUAACCGGGAUAGGACAGACGGAAUUUUUCUAUACCGAGUUUCCUAAAAGCAUGUCUAGCAUUGCGGCUGCCUUGUUUGGUCUAGGAAUGGCAGUGGCUAAUAUAUUGGCUAGUGUGAUCCUCAAUGUGGUCAAGAAUAGCUCAAAGAAGGGUGGAGAGAGCUGGAUUGAAGAUAAUAUCAACAAGGGUCAUUAUGAUUAUUACUAUUGGGUGUUAGCCAUCUUGAGCUUCGUUAAUGUCAUUUAUUACAUAGUGUGUAGCUGGUCGUAUGGUCCCACGAUGGACCAGUUGAGGAAUGAUAAGGUUAAUGGUGUGAGAGGAGAAGAACAAGAAGAAGCUGUUAAAUUAAACUAAAGAUUCAUGGUGUGUGUUAUAUAAUCUAAUAUAUUUGUAUGCAUGUAAUUAUAAUUAUUAUAUAUAUUUGGAUUUGGAUUUAGGAAGUAGAGGAUUAUAUUAGUAGGUGUGUUUAUUAUUCCUUAGAGAAGCCACUACUGGUGUGUAUGAGAUAACUCGAUUAAAGAGAAUCAAAAUUUUCAAAA
Brassica rapa (field mustard) is the source of this 3126-nucleotide messenger RNA. Its product is annotated as protein NRT1/ PTR FAMILY 1.1-like. Gene Ontology annotation, cellular component: membrane. Lineage: Eukaryota; Viridiplantae; Streptophyta; Magnoliopsida; Brassicales; Brassicaceae. Gene Ontology annotation, biological process: transmembrane transport. Gene Ontology annotation, molecular function: transmembrane transporter activity. The record is from RefSeq and is a predicted model, not a curated record.